GUUUGCUUUCGGGUGGACAGUCUUAAUCGAACUUCCGACUGAGCUACUUCAGGAUUAAUUUCCUUUGCGCGCAUCGUGCACAGUGACUUAAGUUAUUUACGACGAUAAUCGUCUUUAUUAUAUUAUUAUCUACUUUCUCUAGCCUGUUUCGACCAAGAAGCUGAGGAGAAAGUUGCAGAGUGUAUUAAGGAUACAGUACUUAAUUAGAUAUUCGACUAGUUUGUUUCAUUUAUUUCUAUUUAACUGUAUCGUACCUGUACCACCUUCCGUAGAGAACGAAAGUUCAACUGACCGUUGUAAAAUUCUACUUGAUAUUCCGAGGAGUUUCCCAUAAUCAAUAUGCCAAGUACCAAGACAAGAAUCGCCAUAAUCGGUGGUGGUGCAGCAGGAUUGUUGGUAGCCCGUCAUGCAGCCACUAAGUUGGACACUUACAGCCUCACUGUAUUCGAGCAAACCGAUCAAAUAGGCGGAACUUGGGUCUACACCGACGAAAUUGACAUCGAUAAACAUGGAUUACCGAUUCAUAGUAGCAUGUACAAAAACUUGAGAACGAAUCUUCCCCGGGAAAUUAUGCAAAUACCUGACUUUCCAAUGAAGCAGCAAGAAGGAUCGUCGUUUGUUCAUCAUUCUGUGAUUCGAAAGUACCUGUGCGAUUAUGCAAAACAUUUUAAUUUGCAUCCCUAUAUAAAGUUAAAUACUGUUGUGAAACAUGUAAAACCGGAAACAUUGCGAAACGGGCAAACAAUAUGGCUGGUUACUUAUAAAGACUUGGAAACUAAAGUGGAGGCUACCAAAACGUUUGACGCCGUGGUUGUCUGCAAUGGUCAUUACACUGUGGGUCACAUUCCGCAUAUUCCGGGCAUCGAAACUUUUCCCGGAGGAAAAAUACACAGUCACCAGUACAGAAUUCCAGAUAUGUACGCUGGAAAGAAAGUUUGCAUCCUCGGUGCGUCUUGGUCCGGCAUCGACAUCGCAAUUGAGGUCUCGCAAUACGCCAGCAAGAUAUAUCUGAGUCACAAUUUAUCAGAACCGGUGGAUUCGAAAAUGUGUAAAAACGUGGAACAGCGACCAGGAAUCCAAUCUAUUCAAGGAAAGAAAUUUAUCUUCCGUGACGGUUCCUCGGCUGAAGUAGAUAACUUCAUAUAUUGUACAGGAUAUAAAUUUACGUAUCCCUUUAUGUCAUCUAAAGUUGAGAUGCGUACGGACGACAAUCAUGUAGAACCAAUUUACAAACAUUUAGUGCACAUGGAUUAUCCGAAUCUAUUUGUGAUGGGAUUAGCGGGGCUUGUAAUACCCUUCCCGACGUACCAUUUACAGGCUCAAUACAUCCUCGGUAUUCUAGAAGGUCGCGUGCAAUUGCCGUCCCCUAAGCAAAUGCGUGAAGAAUACGAAGCUGAGAAGACAGCUUUGCUUAAUCAGGGUAUACCUCUACGACAUAUCACAAAAUUAAAUGAAAGACAAUGGGCAUAUUAUGAUGAACUCGCUGCGAGUAUAAACAUUCCAAGCUUUCCACCAGUGAUCAAGAAAAUUUACGAUCAUUCCAAUCAGAUGCGUGAAAAAGACUUUACCACGUACAAAAACCAACAAUAUUGCAUAAUUGACGAUGAAAAUUUUGUAGUGUGUUACUGUAAACCUUGUUAACGUUUAAAGGCGAAUGAAAGAAAAUUGAUUUUAAAGAAAAUACCGAGCUCACUCGAAGUCAACUAUUGUUGCGCAUUUCAUUAAAUGUCGUUGCUCGCCGAGACUGAGCUUGACAUUACACGAUUCAGCUGUGAAAGAGAUCGCAACAAAGUUUAUGAUUGAAAUUAUCAUUAAAUAUGCAUUGUGUGCGUUCGAAAUAUUCACUGAAAAGAUUCACAGCCGAACGACGCUGUAAGGAUUCUUGUCACUCUCAAAACGUAUGGUUUUGAAUAUUGAAGUAUAGUGUUCUACUAUAUUUUAAAUAUUUGUUAAGAUAUAGGCUUCUAUGGAGAGGCGUUUUUAUAAAUCAUCUAAUGUUUAUAAUCUGCAAGAUGAGUUAUAUUAUAUAAGAGUUGUUUAAACUUCUACGAGGUAAAAAUCAUUCUUGAUUAUAGUACCAAUUGUAAUACAUACAGUGUGAAA
This is a messenger RNA of Nomia melanderi (Alkali bee), 2103 nucleotides long. RefSeq lists its product as uncharacterized. The record is from RefSeq and is a predicted model, not a curated record. Gene Ontology annotation, molecular function: NADP binding; N,N-dimethylaniline monooxygenase activity; flavin adenine dinucleotide binding. Lineage: Eukaryota; Metazoa; Arthropoda; Insecta; Hymenoptera; Halictidae.